Molecule: messenger RNA, 1908 nt
Organism: Nerophis lumbriciformis (worm pipefish)
Lineage: Eukaryota; Metazoa; Chordata; Actinopteri; Syngnathiformes; Syngnathidae
Source: RefSeq, a predicted model, not a curated record
AUGUCACACCCACUCGAUCCUGUAACUGUCGACGAGCUCUCCGCUGCAGUCGCACUCUUUGGUGCCGCAGGGAGGUUGAGUGAAAGAGCAUUCUUCUCGGCUGGGUGGGCGGUCGAGCCAUCGCGUGCCGACCUUGCGCGCCACGACGCCGGCGAGCCUCUUGACCGGAUCAUCCGUCUGAUCGGCCACGACCGUGAGCAGCGGCAGAGCUUCGAGGCCGACGUAUCGGUGACUGGUGGCGAACUGACCAGCUUCCGCUGGAUCGACGAGGGCCAAGCCGCCAUUUCUUUCGACGACGUGGUGCAUGUGGUAUUGGGCUUGGGGGAACACCCCGAAUGGGUCGCUGCGCUCCAAGCCCGUGGUGUCACCGACCUCGAAAAGGUUCACAUCGAACCAUGGCUCGCUGGCAUCAACCCACCCCAGAUGCCCACUGGUCGAGUGCUUCGGGCGAUCGCGUUCUUGCACGAGCAUCCCGAAGACAACUACUACGCCCGUCCGGUCGAAGGUCUGACCGCCUAUAUCGAUGUCGACAACGGCGAGGUCAUUGUCGAGGACCACGGUGUCGUUCCCACGCCGACCGAGUCUGGCGACUACGCCGCGCAGUUCGUCGAGAACUUUCGCGAUGACAUCAAACCGCUCGACAUCAUUCAGCCCGGAGGCCCGAGCUUCGAGGUCCACGGAAGCGUGAUCACCUGGCAGAAGUGGCACAUGAGGGUCUCGGUCAAUCCAGUCGAGGGGAUGGUCUUGCACGAUGUCCGCUACCGCGACGGUGACGAAGACCGCAAGAUCUUUCAUCGCAUGGCGCUGUCCGACAUGGUGGUGCCUUACGGCGAUGCCUCGCCGUUGCACUAUUGGAAGCACGCGUUCGAUGCUGGCGAGACCUGCCUUGGCCAUCAGGUGAACUCGCUGAAGCUGGGAUGUGACUGUCUUGGCGAGAUCGUCUACCUGGAUGCGGUUUUCCUGAACAGCGAGGGAGAGCCCUACGUCGCAGAGAACGCGAUCUGUACUCACGAGGAGGACUUCGGGAUUCUCUGGAAGCACACCAACGUGUUCCAGCCCGAGCUGCCGCCCGAGGUUCGCCGUUCCCGGCGGUUUGUGGUCAGCACUAUCUGCACGGUCGGCAACUACGAGUAUGGAUUCUUCUGGUACUUCUAUCAGGACGGAACGAUUCAGCUCGAGGUCAAGUUGACCGGCAUCAUCGGCGUAUCGGCGCUGCACGACGGCACCGAUCUCGAAACCUCGCCGCAGGUCGGACCCAACGUGACAUCGCCCAUCCACCAGCACCUGUUCUGCGUUCGCCUAGACCCCGCUCUCGACGGCGGCACGAACUCUGUCGUUGAGACCAAUGUGGUGCUCGACGUUGACGGCGCUCAUCCCUAUGGCGCUGGUUUUCGCGCCGUCGGCACCACACUCGAAACCGAGAAGCAGGCCAUGCGGGUCAUCGAUCCCGCGGCCAGUCGGACAUGGAAAAUGAUCAACCCGAACUCGCUGAACUCGAUGGGCAACCCGGUCGGCUACAAGAUCGUGCUCCAUCGACGCCGACCCCUGCUGCCGCCCGAGGACAGCCCGGCCGGACGCCGAGGCGGGUUCGCCCGCAACAACCUGUGGGUAACCAAGUACGACGACCAGCAGCACUACGCCGGCGCCGGGCCCUUCACCCAUCUGCACCCCGGCAACGGUGUUGGCCUGCCCAGCUAUGUGGCCGAGGAUCGAUCGGUUACCGACACGGACAUCGUGGUCUGGCACACGUUUGGUGUCACGCAUGUGCCCCGACCCGAGGAUUGGCCCGUGAUGCCAGUGGAGUACGUGGGGUUCACGAUGAUGCCGGUUGGCUUCUUCGACCAGAACCCAGCGCUCGACGUGCCGCCGUCAGCCGGGUCGGCAUGCCAUUCCGAGGAGCCAGGAUGA